AGUAAAUUCACGACAUUUGCAUACACCAGCAUAAUCUGCGCCUUGCGCGGGUUGGCCUUCGACCACGCCUCUAUCAGUGCUGCUGUACUCCAUGGCUGGAAAGAACGAUAACCCCGCCAAUCCAGCCAAGGAGGAUUCCGAGUCUGAAGACGAGAAAGACGUUACGGCGCGAGUCGCGCAACCUACGAGCGACACACACAAGCUACAAGGCAGACCGGCGAAGAAUCCGCGCCUCAAUCCUCCAACACCGGCGCGGUGGAAACGGAUCUUGCUCAUCUUGUUCUUGCUGUUCCUCUUCUGGCUGGUCUUGCGUGUGCGUGCACGGGCGAAGAAGCCUCAGAUUAUCUAUGCUAGCAGGUAUUCGAAGGAAUACAAAUAUCGGCCUGCUGCCAGCCCUAUCAUCACAGAGGCUCUGAAGGAUGGGCGGACACGCUUGAGAGGUGCGCUUCCGACUGGCCUUUGAAGG
Laetiporus sulphureus 93-53 is the source of this 466-nucleotide messenger RNA. RefSeq lists its product as uncharacterized. The record is from RefSeq and is a predicted model, not a curated record. The transcript is spliced from 2 exons. Bases 92 to 463 code for a protein of 123 amino acids. NCBI's taxonomy places the organism in Eukaryota, Fungi, Basidiomycota, Agaricomycetes, Polyporales, Laetiporaceae.